AUGAUUGCAACGACAAACUCAACAGAGGGUGGAACACAGACGGAAACAUAUGAAGUAUCGCGAUGCUCCUCCUCCUUGUUAGUUGGGUUACAACAACAAUCGAUUUGUUUCUCAGUAGUUAACAUUUUCCUCUCCAUCACAGCAUUUCUUGGGAAUUUUCUAAUUCUUGUUGCCCUCAACAAGGAAUCUUCCCUCCAUCCACCGUCCAAACUCUUGUAUCGUUGUCUGGCAACAACUGAUCUGUUGGUUGGUCUUUUUACCCAGCCUCUCUCUGCUACUUAUUGGAUGUCCGUAGUUCACAAACACUGGAGUCUUUGUCGACACGCAAUGGACGCAAUUUACAUAUCAAGCUAUGCAUUAUGUGGAGUGUCUUUGUAUACGUUGACGGCCAUAAGCGUGGACAGACUUCUCGCUCUGUUGUUGGGAAUAAGAUACAGACAAAUAGUAACUUUAAAGCGCACUUACAUCAUUGCAGCUACGUUUUGGAUCUUACCCGUCGGCGCUGGAUCAAUUUCCAUUUCACACUCUCGAAUAAUCCGUUGGUAUAGUAUUAUAGUUAUAGCGUUAUGCUCAGUGAUCUCAAUUGCCUCGUACACAAAGAUAUUUCGAACUCUUAGACAUCAUCAGGCUCAAGUACAAGAUCAUGUUCAACAACAGCCGAGCCAAGAAACUGCUCUGAACAUGGAAAGAUACAGGAAGGCAGUAAGCAGUGCACUGUGGGUGCAGUUAGCAUUGGCUGUUUGUUAUGUACCAAAAUUUAUAAUACUGGUUGUUAUCAAUCAUAGCAAAACUUAUUCUUCUCGUUUAGUCGUUAUUGAUGCAAUUGCAUCCAUUUUAGUAUAUUUUAACUCCACUUUGAACCCGUUCCUUUAUUGCUGGAGAAUCAGAGAAGUGAGACAAGCAGUAAAGCAGACAAUCCAACAAGCACUUUGCUUUCCAUGGACUUAG
Pocillopora verrucosa is the source of this 948-nucleotide messenger RNA. NCBI's taxonomy places the organism in Eukaryota, Metazoa, Cnidaria, Anthozoa, Scleractinia, Pocilloporidae. The record is from RefSeq and is a predicted model, not a curated record.